Messenger RNA from Cercospora beticola, 3305 nucleotides. RefSeq names its product cation-translocating P-type ATPase. NCBI's taxonomy places the organism in Eukaryota, Fungi, Ascomycota, Dothideomycetes, Mycosphaerellales, Mycosphaerellaceae. Gene Ontology annotation, cellular component: plasma membrane. Gene Ontology annotation, biological process: potassium ion transport; sodium ion transport; monoatomic ion transmembrane transport. Gene Ontology annotation, molecular function: ATP binding; P-type sodium transporter activity; P-type potassium transmembrane transporter activity. The record is from RefSeq and is a predicted model, not a curated record.
CCUCACUUUAACUGCAAGCGUCGAUCACGAUGGGACAAGAUAAAUCCCAGAAUGAGGACAUGCUUCCGGCCCAGGGCAAUAAACCAUUGUCCAGUCCGGCUCAUGCUCUCACAUUCGAUGCUGUAAUCGAGGAGCUCGGCGCACACCAAGACACAGGACUUUCAGCUUCGGAAGCGAAGCAACGACAAGAAACCUAUGGCAACAAUGAUCUCGGCGAUGGGCCUGGCGUCCAGCCAGGCAAGAUUCUUAUUCGGCAGGUCGCGAAUGCGAUGACUCUAGUGCUCAUCCUGGCAAUGGCUGUCAGUUUCGGUAUUGGCAGCUACAUCGAAGGUGGUGUCGUUGCAGCAGUGAUCAUCCUGAACAUUGUCGUUGGGUUCUGGCAGGAGUUCAACGCGGAGAAGACGAUGGCUUCUUUGAAGAGCUUGAGCUCCCCAACAGCCAGUGCUAUUCGCGAUAGUGACAAUAUCACGGUUCCCACUAUCGAGAUUGUACCAGGAGACAUGGUCGAGUUGAAGACUGGAGACACGGUUCCCGCAGAUAUCAGACUCAUUGAAGCCGUCAACUUCGAGACCGACGAGGCCCUGCUCACCGGAGAAUCGCUUCCUGUUCAUAAAGAGCCUUCUCAGGUCUUCGACGAUGAGACUGGCCCUGGUGACAGACUCAACAUCGCUUACAGUUCAUCGACCGUCACUAAAGGUCGCGCCCGCGGCGUUGUUUUCGCUACUGGAUUGCACACUGAGAUUGGCUCCAUCGCUGCUGCUCUCCGAGCAACGAACAGCAAGGUUCGACCCGUCAAGCGAAAUGAUAAAGGAAAAGCUGGACCGCAUAGAUAUGCGCAAGCUUGGAGUCUGACUACGACCGACGCCAUUGGCCGCUUCCUCGGCGUCAAUGUAGGAACUCCUCUCCAGAAGAAGUUGUCGCGUCUCGCGGUGCUCCUCUUCUGGAUUGCUGUUGUAUGUGCGAUCAUUGUCCUUGCAGCCAACGACUUCUCUAGCGAGCAAGAGGUCAUCAUCUACGCUGUCGCCACUGGUUUGAGUAUGAUUCCAGCCUCACUUGUCGUGGUCUUGACGAUUACAAUGGCUGCCGGAACCAAGCGAAUGGUCGAGAGGCACGUCAUUGUUCGCAAUCUCAAGUCUCUGGAGGCACUUGGUGCGGUCACUGAUAUUUGCUCUGACAAGACUGGAACUCUGACCCAAGGCAAAAUGAUCACCAAGAAAGUCUACAUUCCCGCAUCUGGUGUCUACUCUGUCGAAGAAUCCGGCGAACCAUUCAAUCCCGAAGUCGGCAAAGUAACUCUCGCGGAUUCCAGCGACGGCUCCGACCCGGAAAAGAGUACUUCAGAACCCUCUGAACUGGUCGGAAAAUCCCCUCAUCUCGAAAAAUUCCUCGAUGUCGCUGCAUUGGCGAACUUGUCCCACGUCACCAAAAGCAAAGAUGACGAUAAGUGGCAUGCGAGAGGAGACCCUACAGAAAUCGCCAUCAACGUAUUCGCUUCGCGUUUCGGCUGGAAUAGGACGAAGAUGACCACGGGUGAUUCUGCUCAAUGGAAGUCUUUGCUAGAAUUCCCUUUCGACUCUGAUGUCAAGAAAAUGUCUGUCAUCCUCGCGGAUAACAAGACACAGAAGAAGCACGUCUUCACCAAAGGUGCAGUGGAAAGGAUCUUGCAGCACUGUUCGCACUUCCAUCAGACUAAUGAAGGCGACGCUACUGAAAUGACUGAUGAACAUCGUCAAGGUGUUCUGGACAAGAUGGAGGAGUUCGCUACGUAUGGUUUGCGAGUCCUGGCUUUGGCCAGUCGAGCUGCUCCCGAGGAUCUGGAUUACGACCAGGAAAUCGAUCGGAACAAAAUCGAAAUUGGACUUACUUUCCGUGGUCUUGUAGGUAUUUACGACCCUCCUCGAGCGGAAUCCGCUGGUGCUGUGAGAGAGUGUCGGGGAGCUGGUAUUGAGGUGCACAUGUUGACUGGAGACCAUCCUGAGACGGCGAGAGCUAUUGCCAUUGAAGUCGGGAUUUUGCCAUCGAAGAAGCGUAUGGAUAACCUACCGAAGGAUGUGGCUCAGUCUCUUGUCAUGACUGCAAGCGCGUUUGAUAAAUUGUCCGAGGAAGAGAUUGAUGCAUUGCCGCAGCUGCCUCUGGUUGUGGCGAGAUGCGCGCCGAGCACGAAGGUCCGCAUGAUUGAAGCUCUACACAGACGGAAGAAGUUUGCUGCUAUGACCGGUGACGGCGUCAACGACUCCCCCUCCCUCAAACGCGCAGACGUCGGAAUCGCCAUGGGCCAAGCAGGUUCCGACGUGGCCAAAGACGCAUCCGACAUCGUUCUCACCGACGACAACUUCGCCUCCAUCGUCAACGCCGUCGAAGAAGGCCGAAGAAUGUUCGAUAAUAUCCAAAAGUUCAUCCUCCAUCUUUUAGCUGAGAACAUCGCUCAAGCUUGCACUCUCCUCAUCGGUCUGGCUUUCAAGGACUCCCGUGGACUAUCCGUCUUCCCAUUGGCACCAGUCGAAAUCAUCUGGGUCAUCAUGAUCACUUCCGGUAUGCCGGACAUGGGUCUGGGAUUCGAGCGCGCUGUCCCUGGAAUUAUGAGACGUCCGCCACAGUCGCUGAAGCGUGGAGUUUUCACGCUUGAGAUUAUGGUCGAUAUGCUGGUUUACGGGCUCUGGGUCGCUACUCUGUGUCUUGGAGCUUUCAGCUUGGUUGUGUUUGGCUUCGGUGACGGCGACCUUGGCGAGAAUUGCAAUGAUGCGUACUCCGAGCGAUGCGAUACUGUUUAUCGUGGACGAGCUACGUGUUUUGCAUGUUUGACUUGGUUUGCGUUGUUUUUGGCUUGGGAGCUGGUCGAUAUGCGACGCAGUUUCUUUAGGAUGCAGCCGGGGAGUAAGAAGUACUUUACACAAUGGUGGUAUGAUGUCCGACGCAACAAGUUCCUGUUCUGGGCUAUUUUGAUCGGCUUCGUCACGAUCUUCCCGACGCUGUACAUCCCAGUGAUCAACACUGUGGUCUUCAAGCACGUUGGUAUUACUUGGGAAUGGGGAGUGGUGUUCAUUUCGGCAUUGCUGUUCUUCCUUGGCAUCGAGUUGUGGAAGUUCUGCAAGCGUGUGUACUUCCGAAGGGUGGCGCAGAAGCAGGCUCGUCUGCGAAAUGACACUUUCGAUGAGGACGAGUCUGAUCCAGAGAAGGCCGAGGGUGAUGUCUCUGGCGACGAGAGGGUGAGCAAGCAAUAACGCCAACGGGCGUGACUUACGAAAAAUACAUGUACAGUCAUGGGCAUAGAGCACAAGAGAGCACAUAAUCUGAGCACCUUUUUC